Molecule: messenger RNA, 354 nt
Organism: Fonsecaea nubica
Lineage: Eukaryota; Fungi; Ascomycota; Eurotiomycetes; Chaetothyriales; Herpotrichiellaceae
Product: 40S ribosomal protein S3
Exons: 2
Coding region: 1-354 (117 amino acids)
Molecular function (GO): iron ion binding; oxidoreductase activity, acting on paired donors, with incorporation or reduction of molecular oxygen; heme binding
Source: RefSeq, a predicted model, not a curated record
AUGGCUGCCAACUUGUCUCUCGUGCUGGCCCUGAUAGGGUGUGCACUCGCCUUGUACGCGAUUUCACGUAUUGGCCGCCGACCAAAGGACUAUCCACCAGGUCCUCCUACUUUCCCUGUGCUUGGAAAUCUUCUUCAGUUCGAAAAAUGGUCCAAGAUCUACGGACCCAUCUACAGCCUCAUUAUCGGGUCCGGGAAGGUCAUGAUCAUUCUUUCCAGUAACAGAGAGGUCAAGGAACUCCUGGACAAGCGUGCGCAGGCGACCAACGACCGGAGCGACCGCUACAUUGGCCACCAAAUCCUGAGUAACGGGGAGCGAAUUCUGCUACAGGUAUCGUUCUACUCCGGCUUCUGA